AUGAAUGGAUUGAGUGACUCAACAGGAAAAACAUUUGUAUUAGUUUUUCCAUGGAAUAAUGAUGACGAUGGUCUGAAAGAAUCGUUUUUGGCCGUUGAUUUAAUAAAUCAUUCGAUGGAGAAUAUAACUGUUGACUUGUAUUACAAUGAACUUGAAUUUAUAGAAAGGGAUAUAAUUUUACGGCCUUUUCAUAUUACUAUUACCAUUGAAGAAAUGAAUUAUAGGAGGCAUAUAUUUAGCAAGGCUGUUGUUUACAAAUAUAUUUAUGGAGGAUUCAACCGAUAUCCAGAUUUGAGAAUUUUUAUUCGUUCUUCAUUACCUAUAAACGUUCUUGCAUAUAGUUUUGUUGAAGGCGGCUCUGUAUUACCUGAGGAUAUGGCUGGUAAAAACUAUGCAUUAACUUUACCCGCACCACUCGUCAAUUCUGGUUCAGCAAUAAUUUGCCUAUUGCCCACUAUUAGCGAUACUAACGUGAAUCUCACAAUUAUUACUUCAGACUCAUUUGAAAAUUAUUAUAUUGGUUUGAAAGUUGAAGCUAAUAGAGAUGUUGUUAUCUAUAGUAAAAAGGAAAGUUUCACUGUUUAUGCGAAUGGCGAUGCCCCUUUCCAUAUGAUUGUGGCUGUACAAAAUUUGCCUGUUUCUCCUACCUCAACAAUUACCGAUUUCGGAAUGUUGAUGGUACCACCAACAGGUCUAUCAACAGAUGAUUCCGGAAAGGAUGACACUCAUUUCUCGCAUUUCUCAACAACCAAAAGUUUUUUAAUAACACCGUUCGCGUGGACCAAAUCGUCAUUCGAAAUUGUUGGGACAAAUGGCAAUUCUUCAUGGCAUUCAGUUGAAGGCGGUCGAAAGCAAAAUACACAUUCUUUUAACAGUAGUAAUUUUGGUAUCGAAUGCGCCUUCUUAUCGCGAUCUAAUCCAAUAAAUAUACUUCGAUAUGGAGGCUAUGGAUUAUAUUCUGAUGGCUUUGAAGGAGGAGCCUUCCUUGACAUUAUUAUCGGUGAUGAAAGAAUGAUGAAAACCGUCUACUUUGAUUUCGCACUUCCAUGUUGCUUUACGACGCUUGAAUACUAUGGAAAAGAAGCUUAUUAUCUGGUUGGAUCUGUAUCCGAAGGCUUUCAUACUUUUAUGGCUGGAGGGAAAUAUAUUAUUAUUGUUUCUGGUGAAUUCAAUAAUACUGCUUUCGGCUAUGUACCAGUAUUGAAUAGAAGAUUGUGA
Messenger RNA from Dracunculus medinensis (Guinea worm), 1218 nucleotides. NCBI's taxonomy places the organism in Eukaryota, Metazoa, Nematoda, Chromadorea, Rhabditida, Dracunculidae. The record is from the annotation of a GenBank genome assembly.